AUGCUGCGAAGUACGAUACCACUAGCAAGACAAUGCCGCAAGGUGGACUGGGGCCCCGAUAUUCCAAGAAAGAUCCAGACUAUAUUAUUUAAACCUUCAAAUGGAUCGCUUAAUAAGCAAGAUAGUGCUGCUUUGAACGCUUGCUUUAUGGGGAACUUGAAAGAGCCUCCAAAACUGUCCUAUAAGGAGAGGAGAUACAUAAUCGACUUCCUCUCUGAUCGACGAGCUUAUCCAGACCUGAACAAAUUUGGCCGGAGGUAUCUUUAUUCUCAGGAAAGACUUUACGACUUCGUCGACAAGGUCUCUUUCAUAGAGCUACGACAAUACUUGCAUUCAUUAUUAAGAACCAAAAACACUAUCUUAAUAGACCAGCUAAUGUCCAAGGUAAUAGCACAAUUUUCUAUCACACAGAAGGAGGCCGUUACAAACUUCAUAAAUUCGGCUUAUGUUCUAUUACAUGAUGAGGCAAAGCAGGAAAAAUGGCUGGACCCAACCGAGCCGCUAGUUAAAUGGGCUAAAUGGAUGAAAUUGCUGAACGGGCAUUGUAACUUCACAGACUACACUCAUCAAAGAAAACUUUUGAAGACUUUAAUGUUUACGCUUCGAGAAAGUCGAGAUAACGAAAUAGAGAUAUUUCAAAAAUCUUUGGACAUUAUUAAGACUGCACAGGGAGUUUCGAGUACGUCACAGUUCGCAAGCACAGUAAUAUAUCUAUCAACCCAUAACAGAAGCUUUGAUCUGGCGGAAGCAAUCUGGGAUUACAAAGUUGAAAACAACCUUCCCAUCGAGUCAUCAGAUUUGACUUGCAUUCUAAAGUGUUACUGCCAUUUCAAGAAAUACAAUUUAGUGGAACCAACACAUUCAGCAUAUCCGGAAGCUCAAGAUGAGCAUUCUCAGUUCGAUUACUUGCUUAUUGCUCACUCCAAGCUCGAAAAUUGGAGCGCUCUGCGGGACCAGUUUAAUGCAUUAUUUAAUAUCGGGGAGUUGCCAAAUAUCAAGCACUACGGCAUUGUGAUGUAUUCGAUGGCCACCAUUGGUGAAUUAGAAAAUGUGGAAAAACUCUAUGCCCAACUACUUCGAAGAGAUAUGCUCCCUACUUACGCAGUCCUCCAAUCCCUCCUAUAUGCUCACUAUAAAGUUGGAGAUUUGAAUGCCUGCUUCGCACAGUUUGAGCUAUUUGACAAGUACUCAAUUCGGCCAAGUUCCUCAACAUAUACUCUCAUGUUCAAGGUAUUCAGAGGGCUAAGCAACAUCGAAGGUGCACUACGUCUUCUGAAAAGGAUUACAGAGAGCGAUGUAAGCCUAAUUUCAGAGACACAUUUUGCCCUCUUAAUACACAUGUGCGCCAAGUUCACGAAUCCUUUGAUUGCACAUGAGCUUUUUCACGUUAUGACACAACACUAUGACAUACGUCCCACUAGUCGCUCGGUUGCAGCGUUAAUGGAUGUAUACAUUGAAAGCGGAAACCCGGAGAAGGCCCUUAGUCUUUUCAAUGAAUACAAUCGAGAUAACAUUGAGGGACGCAUCUCGCUUUUCAACAAGGCUAUAAAAGCUUAUACCACCAUGGGCGAUCAGCAUCAGUGCGAGGUGUUGUUCGGGAAGAUUGUUAAGUUGAAGUUGGCCAACGACUCGGAGUUUUUUAAUGUCAUGCUUAGAUACCUUGUUUGUCUAAAGAGGGACUACGAUUCGGCAGAAAGAGUGAUAGACCAGAUGCUAAAUCAUCCCACCAUCAAGCCAGAUGUUACCCAUUUUCAGGUACUGAUGGAUGCUUACGAUAAAAUUUCAUUCCGUGAAGGGAUUCACAAUCUGUACAGAAAGAUGAACGAAAAUGAGAUCCCCGUAAAUUCCAAGGUGCUACAUUACUUGAUCAAAGCAACUUUCAAAGUUCAAAUGAGGUCUCAAGGAGAUCUGGAACAAUCUAUACAACUGUUAGACCGAAUCAUGAAAAACGCUGCCGAGAGGACUCUUGAUAUUACUUUUGGUCAAUUGCAUCCAUCGAUAGUCGCGUGGCCCAUGAGGGCCGUCGCCAAAUACCACAGCCCUAUGAAAGCGUUGGACUUACUAAAUCACUACAGCCAUUUGUUUUAUCCGAAAGAGGACUUUUCUAUCAAUAGUAAGUUCACCGUCAUGCGUUCAUUGUUAGUGGUUUCCGCGGAGAUAGAACAGUGGGACGAGUUUGACAGCAUUUUUGAACGGUACAUUGCUAGAGCUGAAGCGCUCAUGAAAGCACCCUCGGCUACUACUAGGAACAAAAAGCUCAACUCAUUAUUCAAAGGGCUUCUUGUAUACAAAGUUCGCCAUCUAGCUGCUACUGAAAAAAUUUACCUACUUCCUGAUCUGUUAAAGAAGUUAAGCAGCGAAGGGUACGUGAUAGACAACUUAUCCUGGAACGAGGCUGUCAAAGAACUGUUCCAAGACUCUCGGACGAUCGAAAGUGGUUUACAAAUCAUCAACGAAAAGCUGAUUCAUGGGUUCAAUCUAAUACACAAAUAUCGUUUACUGAAGAGGCAUGCAGAGGAAACAAAUUCUGCGAAUCGAUCAUGGCUUCUGAGGCAGAAGAAAGCCGAUCCAAAGAGUUUUCAACCUACACUUUAUUUGUCCGCUGAGACUUAUUCCAAGACUAUGGAGUACAUGGAUCGCUAUUUGUCGAGUUUAACGGAUCUGGAAGGAACUUUAAGAACUUUCAUCAAGGAUUAUCCUUACUUCAUGAAGAGCUACUUGAUGAAACCAAGGACACAUAUAAAUGGAUGGGAUAAGAUUGAGGCCGAUCAUGCUUCUUACUUUGCAGCAUUAAGACAGAGCAAGCGAGUUACGCUUCACGCACAAUUUUGA
This is a messenger RNA of Torulaspora delbrueckii, 2832 nucleotides long. It is a transcript of the gene PET309, whose product is annotated as Pet309p. The coding region runs from base 1 to 2832 and encodes 943 amino acids. The record is from RefSeq and is a predicted model, not a curated record. NCBI's taxonomy places the organism in Eukaryota, Fungi, Ascomycota, Saccharomycetes, Saccharomycetales, Saccharomycetaceae. Gene Ontology annotation, molecular function: protein binding. The transcript has a single exon.